This is a messenger RNA of Mycena indigotica, 1629 nucleotides long. RefSeq lists its product as uncharacterized. The record is from RefSeq and is a predicted model, not a curated record. NCBI's taxonomy places the organism in Eukaryota, Fungi, Basidiomycota, Agaricomycetes, Agaricales, Mycenaceae. The transcript is spliced from 8 exons. Gene Ontology annotation, molecular function: NADP binding; flavin adenine dinucleotide binding; N,N-dimethylaniline monooxygenase activity. Bases 1 to 1629 code for a protein of 542 amino acids.
AUGGCUCCCAAACUCCCAGAGGUCGCUCAGCCGCAUGUGGUCAUCAUUGGCAGCGGAGUUGGUGGCCUGACUAUGGCUAUCGAGUUGAAAAGGAAGGGACACGAAAACUUCACGAUAGUCGAGAAAGCAUCUGAUGUUGGUGGGACCUGGAGAGAUAACAUCUACCCAGGCUGUUCUUCUGACGUCUGCAUCCACAUGUACUCUCUUUCCACCGAACUCCGCCCUGAUUGGACACAUACCCAUGCCUUCCAACCCACUAUUCAAGUCUAUUGGCGCGAACUCUUCGAUAAACACGGCCUUGCGUCGCAUACUCUCUUUAAUCGCAAAGUAGUGGCUGCAGCCUGGGAUAUAGCUUCACAAAGCUAUACCGUCGAGUCUGUCGACGCCUCCACUGGCGCUGCUUGCGCGCCAAUUACCGCCGCCGUACUAGUUAGUGCGGUUGGGCUUCUAGAGAUUCCUCGUUUCCCCAAGAUUGACGGGAGGGAAAGUUUCAAAGGCGAGAGUUUUCACUCUGCGAGAUGGGAGUACGGUAUCGACCUGCGAGGCAAGAAGGUCGCGGUUAUUGGAAGUGGGGCCUCUGCGACCCAAUUUGUCCCACGCAUAUCAGAAGACCCCACUGUGCAAGUGACCCAGUACUGCCGUUCUCCGUCGUGGAUAUUCCCGCCUAUUCGCGAAGAGUACUCUUCAUUGCACAAGUUCCUGCUUCGCUAUGUUCCGGGCUGGCUUCGGCUCUACCGAAACCUGCAUUUCCUUUGGACAGAGGUACUUUACCUUGCCAUCUUCUCCAACAAAUUCACCAAUGGGGUCCUUCAAUCAUAUCUUCGCUCUUACAUGCGCAAAGUCGCUCCAGCGGAGUAUGCGGACAAAAUCAUCCCUACGGAGCCUGAUUUCAGGCUUGGCUGCAAACGAAUCGUCUACGACACAAAUUACCUUCCGUCACUCGCUCGUUCCAACAUGAAGCUUGACUUCGAUCCUAUCCAGCGCAUCACCGAAGACGGAAUUGUCACUAGCGAUGGGCUACAAAAACACGAUGUCAUCAUUUAUAGCACUGGCUAUAUUACAGACACUUAUGCGAUACCUGUCCACGGCACCUCUGGCUUAACUGUCAAACAGUACUUCAAGGAACACGAGGGGCCAACGGCCUAUCUCGGUACUGCUAUUCCCGGCUUCCCAAACUUUUUCACUCUCGCUGGGGCCAACACCGCAACGGGCCACACUUCGCUGCUCUACGCUAUGGAGGUGCAAGUCGCGUACCUGCUCCAGUUACUCGACCCCCUCUUCGCCGGCAAGAUCACGUCCGUUGAGCCAACCACUUCCGCUGCCGACGCGUACAAUGAGAAGGUCCAGUCGCGGCUGAGCAAGUUCAUUUGGGCACGCUGCCAGUCAUGGUACCGCGUUGGCAACGUCGGCAAGAUCCACGGCCUGUUCCCGGGCAGCAUGACACUGUUUUGGUGGUGGCUGAGAAAGCCGAACUGGAAACACUAUCUUGUUGUCAAGGCUGGUGGCGUCAGGGCGGAGGCGGGGAAGUGGAAGCCCGAGAGGAAGUGGCGGAAGAGUCUGGUUGUUGGGCUGCUCACGGUGGCGGCAGCGGCAGCAGUGUUGACGCAGUCUAGCCUGGUCAGGCGGUAG